Eutrema salsugineum is the source of this 573-nucleotide messenger RNA. RefSeq lists its product as uncharacterized. The coding region runs from base 221 to 421 and encodes 66 amino acids. Lineage: Eukaryota; Viridiplantae; Streptophyta; Magnoliopsida; Brassicales; Brassicaceae. The transcript has a single exon. The record is from RefSeq and is a predicted model, not a curated record.
CACCGUCCUUCUCCCUUUCUUCACGUUUGUUUAUAAACAAAGACAUAAGAUAAAGAAAGAGUCGUCUCCUCUGUAAUAAAUAUCUCAAAAUCAGAUAACCCACAUAGAUUUAGUUCUCUGUCUUCGCUUCUACUUAACACACAACUCGUGUCCUCAACACAAGUUAUAAACAACAAGUUCUUUGUUUCAGAGCCGUUUUGUCGCAGGUUUGUGCUGAAAUAUGGAGAACAAGACCAAUAAAGGAAGCGAGGAUGGUCCGAAACAUAGCCAGGUGGUGAAGAUAAAAAGAGAGUUUGAGAAGAUAAGUCAACCAUCGCUGCAGCAGCCGGAGAUGAGGAGGCUCCUUGGCGAGUUCACGAGGCGUCAACGUUCACGUUCUCCUCUCGGUUUAGGAGAGAGAUCUAUUUCCGUUGGGAAUUGAUCUAUGUUCGCUUUUGUAAUAGAGAGAGAGAGAGAGAGUGAGAGAGAAGAAGAAGAGGAGGUUCCUAAUAGAUAGUUGCAGGGUUUUGUUGUAUAUAUGCUUUCUUCCAUGUAAAUACUCUUUUGGUUUGAAUAUAUAUGAUCGAUGAAUCU